UUUAUGAAAUUAUAGUUCAUUAUUCUAAGUACACUUAAAAACUGAAAAUUGACAAUAUUCGUAGUGUUUGCUUUUAUAGUUCACUGACUUGUGUAUUUUUAUAAAACUCGGGAGUAAAGCGUUGUUUUAUUUGUAAUUUUUACAUUAGAUUCAAAAUUAAACAUAACUUCAAUAAUUGUUAAAAAAAGUAUAUAAAACCAUUAAUUAUAUUUAGUUGAGAUUUCAUUUAACGCAGUCAAAUCAAGAUGAAAAUUUUUACACUUGUUGUUGCCACAGCACUAAUUACUGCAUGUUCAGUAAUAUUUAUUACAAAAUCUAGGACUGAUGGAAAACAAUCCAUUUAUAAACCAACUAUAAAAGAUUUAAAACAAAUCCAAAAUCAUUUUUUAUGGCACUACAUAAAAGACGAACUGGUUCACACGCCAUUUGAAACGUUCUUUCCAAAACCAUAUUAUUUGUAUGUCGAGGAAUCAAUCAUAACUAAAGUAGAGAGUCGAAUUAAUCGUAGUUAUUGGCGAGGUAUGCAAUUUAUAAUUAUUCGAACUUAUAGAUACACCUUAUUGUUAGCUCUAUUUGCCUACGAAACGAUAAAGUAUAGAAUGGAACAGCCUUACCUUUUGCAAGUCAUCAAAAAAACUGCUAGAAAAUUGUACAAAACAGUAGAAACUUUAAGAUUUGAUAAAAUGGAAGAUUUAAGAACGGAAAUUUUGGAUUUAACGAAACUUGGCGAUAAUCAUAGAAUUGUUUUAAAAACAAUUACGUCAACGAUGAAUAGAUAUAUUUUAUAUUUUAUCACUAAUUAUCAAAUAGAAAAAAAUAGAAUGUUCGAUAACUUUAGUUCGUAUUUAAAAAAUCAACCGAUAAUUCUACCAGUGGAAGUAAGAGAAUAUUUACUAAAGGGAAUUCCAACUCAUCGUCGUUUUAAUCCAUUAUUUAAUUUCCAUGUGCCUCCCUUAGGAUAUUCUGAAGCUCUUUAUAAAUUAAUAGAUGUUAUUGGUCUUAUCGAUAGUGAAUACUUAGUUGAAUAAGUAGUUUUGAUUAAAUUAUUAUUAAUUAAAUUAAUUAAUCUUUGAACUGUUUACCUUAAACUCGAUAAGAUC
Daktulosphaira vitifoliae (grape phylloxera) is the source of this 1100-nucleotide messenger RNA. RefSeq lists its product as uncharacterized. Lineage: Eukaryota; Metazoa; Arthropoda; Insecta; Hemiptera; Phylloxeridae. The record is from RefSeq and is a predicted model, not a curated record. The coding region runs from base 246 to 1028 and encodes 260 amino acids. The transcript is spliced from 2 exons.